CAGCUCCGCAAACAUUGGGGAAUGGAAUGACUUCCCUGGCCUGACCCGGGCAGAGAGAUAAAAGUCUGGUGUGUGCUGCCAGGACACCAUGAGACACGUAGCACUGCUGGGGCUGAGAUUUCAAGGGACCAAGUUUGAGGCUGGGGGUGGGCCGUCACCAGGGACAGAGGCAUGAGGCCCCCUGGGCUCCAUGAGUGAAGAUCAGCCCUGCCUGGGAGAAAUGAGGUCCACUGAGAGCUUUUCAGCAGGAGAACAGCCCAGCCGCUUGAUUUUGGAAAGAUGCCCCUGGCUGCAAAGGGGAGAGAGAGGCUGGUGAGAGGUGGCAGGAGGCAAAGAGAUCAAGUGGGGAUGAUGGGGAGAGAUGCUGAGCCUUGAACUUGGGCUGGUUCCCAAGACUGGAGAAGACAAACAUCAGCAAUUUAGAAGGGCCUGGCCGUCCCGGACAAUGCUGCUCACCCUGUAUGCCUGUCUCCUCUGGCUGUCGACCAGCGGGCUCUGGACCAGCCAGGCUAAGGACCCUGACAGUGACUUGAGCACAAGGAGCCGUCACCGGAACUUGGCUCCAAACAACGUGGACUUUGCCUUUGCCCUGUAUAAGCACCUGGUGGCCUCAGCUCCUGGCAAGGACGUCUUCCUCUCCCCUGUGAGCAUCUCCACAGCCUUGGCUAUGCUGUCACUAGGUGCCAGUGGCUACACACGGGAGCAGCUUCUCCAAGGCCUAGGCUUCAACCUCACUGAGACCCCCGAAGCUGAGAUCCAUCAGGACUUCCAGCAUCUCCACUCUCUCCUCAAGGGGUCAAACAUCACCUCAGAAAUGACCAUGGGCAAUGCCUUGUUCCUCGACCGCAGUCUGGAGCUUCUGGAGUCCUUCUCCACAGGCUCCAAGCACUACUACGGGUUGGAAGCCUUGGCUGCCGAUUUCCAGGACUGGGCAGGAGCCAGCAGACAAAUUAAUGAGUAUAUCAAGAAUAAGACACAAGGAAAAAUUGUGGACUUGUUCUUGGAGCAGGAUAGCUCAGCCAUGCUCAUCCUGAUCAACUAUAUCUUCUUUAAAGGCACAUGGACACACUCCUUCCCCCCAGAAAGCACCAGGGAAGAGAACUUCUAUGUGAACGAGACGGCCACGGUCAAGGUGCCCAUGAUGUUCCAGUCGCGCGCCAUGAAGUACUUGAAUGACUCCUUGCUCCCCUGCCAGCUGGUGCAGCUGGAAUACACGGGCAAUGAGACGGCCUUCUUCGUCCUCCCGGUCAAGGGGGAGAUGGACACGGUCAUUGCCGGGCUGAGCCGGGACACCAUUCAGAGGUGGUCGAAGUCCCUGAUCCCCAGCCAGGUGGACCUGUACGUCCCAAAGGUCUCCAUCUCUGGAGCCUAUGACCUCGGGAGCAUCCUGGGGGACAUGGGCAUUGUGGACUUGCUCAGCCACCCAACACACUUCUCAGGCAUCACCCAGAAUGCCCUGCCGAAGAUGUCCAAGGUGGUCCACAAGGCGGUUCUGCAAUUUGACGAGAAGGGCAUGGAGGCAGCUGCCCCCACUACGCGUGGACGCAGCCUGCACGCGGCGCCCAAGCCUGUCACUGUCCACUUCAACCGGCCCUUCAUCGUCAUGGUUUUCGACCACUUCACGUGGAGCAGCCUUUUCCUGGGCAAGAUUGUGAAUCUGACCUAAGAGGAGGCGCCUUAGGAACCACAGCUCAUCGGACUCUGGCAUCAGGGACCCCAAAGAAAUGUUCUGGGUGGUGGGUCGUUUCCCCCAGUCUCUCCCAGGUUCUCCUGCUGGAAUAAAUGUCAUUGCGACUGAUGCCAAGUGUGGUGGAAGGGGAAGGUGGGACAACUGAUAAAAUUAGAAUAAUAUCAAUAUAAUCUCAAUAUAAUACUGUACCAAUGUAAUUUACUGGGUUCGAUCGUUGUCCUAGGGUUAUGUGAUAUGAGGAAGCACCACGAAAGGCAUACGGACACACUAUUAUAUUUGUAAGUUUGCAAUUACGUCUAAGAAAAAAACAUUAAAAAGAAGAAAUCACGCACGGUAAAACACAACAGGAAGACGUCUUUAAAGGGCUGGGGGAAAUGUCAUCAUAUCUUCCAAAAAGAAAAAAAAACCUUCAAAAAUGAAGGCGAAAUAAAGAUUUUUUUCAGAACAA
Messenger RNA from Sus scrofa (pig), 2138 nucleotides. RefSeq names its product serpin family A member 6 (gene SERPINA6). The record is from RefSeq and is a predicted model, not a curated record. Gene Ontology annotation, molecular function: serine-type endopeptidase inhibitor activity. NCBI's taxonomy places the organism in Eukaryota, Metazoa, Chordata, Mammalia, Artiodactyla, Suidae.